This is a messenger RNA of Epinephelus fuscoguttatus (brown-marbled grouper), 5207 nucleotides long. Its product is annotated as type II inositol 3,4-bisphosphate 4-phosphatase-like. Gene Ontology annotation, molecular function: phosphatidylinositol-3,4-bisphosphate 4-phosphatase activity. The coding region runs from base 229 to 3330 and encodes 1033 amino acids. Gene Ontology annotation, cellular component: cytoplasm. Lineage: Eukaryota; Metazoa; Chordata; Actinopteri; Perciformes; Serranidae. The record is from RefSeq and is a predicted model, not a curated record. The transcript has 27 exons.
AAAGCCAAACCCUGUUGUUUUUUUCCUAACCCUAACCUGUAUGCAAAUGUGAAAUUUCCUGUGAAAACAGAAGUGUACUUUGAAAGAACACAUUGUAACAGGCAGAACUUGACACGGCAUCCCAGAACGACAACAACCAACACACCCAGGGUACCUUGCAAGUCAUGCAUGGACGUGGAAAAGUAAGCAGCGAUGAAGAUGAGAGACAGCUGAUGUGCUCUGCGGAGGAUGAAGAUGAGGGCGAUGAAGCUGAGGGUGAACCACAGCCAGCUGCUGUUCCUGUCCAGAGAGGAAACAUCUGGAAACUUCCAGAGAGAGGGAGCGCUGAGAGUCGGACGACAGGAGAGAGAUCUCUGUGAGAGGUUCUGUCGGCUGAGAGGAAACCUGCUCUUCAUCCUGAAGAAACAGGGUGGUAAACUAGAGGAGGUUCUGCUGUUGGAGAGAUGUGAAGUGAUGAAGCUUCCAGGUGACGACAGACGACUGGCUGUCAUGUUUGACAGCGGUGACCCUCCGGUGUUCCUGGAGUCGAGCAGCUCUGCAGAGUGUGUGUCGUGGCUCCUCGUCCUCAGAGACGCCAACACUGAAUCGUUGAGGCAACGCAUCACACACCUCCGCACGCUCAUCAACACACACACCACCGCCGGGCAACACACACACACUGCUGCAACGUGCAGCGGGGGAGAUGAAAACCUGGAACAUGCUGGAGGUGGAGUCGUGUCUGCUUCUAAAGUCUCUCCACUGCACCUCAGUGUAGAGUUUCGAGGUGUGGUUGCUGUGGCAGCCAGCAGAGUCAAGGUACAAGUGUGUGUGAUCGACACACACACUCACACAGUCAGGAAACACUGCUGCUGCAAGAUAGUGGAGGGACCGGAUGACAGUGUGUUCCUGACAUCAGUGUGUUUCGGUGGCGACUGCCCACUUCAUCAUCACAGCAGGAUCAAAGUCAGCGUUUACCACGCAGAGGAGCCAACGACACACACCACAGGAGAGAACAGCUCCUCUGCUGGACAGAGGAGCUUCCUGGGUUUCACCUCCUUCUCCAUCAGAGAUCUGCUCAGGUCCAAAGAGCCUCACAUCUCCCUCAGCCUCAGGACGAUGGAUGGAGUGAACGAGGUCGGGGAGGUGAAGGUGUCCUGUCUGCAGAUGGAAGGAGAAACUCCUCCCGAACACAAGUGUCCUGCGCUGUGUGACAGUCUGCACAGCUCCGUCCACGACAAAGAAAACAGUCCAAUGAUGAGAGCUGUGCUGUGUGCUCAGGUGUGUAAGGUGUACAGGUUUCAGACGGAGGAUCAGAGAUGGCUGCUGGUCCGGGAACAGAUGUCAGAGACGCCGCUGUCUUUCUGUGUACCUAAACAGCUACUGAAAGUGCUCAUACACAACCACACCAGCAGGGUCCAGGAAGUGAAGGAUCUCGGUGACCUUUCACCUCACUGGGACGGGAUCCGCCACGAUGUCAUUAACCACUGUCACCACCUGAUUGGCUGCUGUCAGGAAACGCUUGCUGAGCUCGACAAACUCUCAGCUUCGUCCUGUUUUAAGUCGAGCGGCAGCAAAUCAGACAAACACCUUCAGUUUGUUCCGACCAACCUGCACUCACAGAGGAUGGAGGUCACCAACCCGGACAGCACAGGUGUUUGGUAUGAGGUCAUAACGUUUGGUGCUCCGUCUGAUCACCACCAGGCCUUCAAACACGGAGGACUGAAGAGGCUGCUCAGCAAACACACGAACCUCAGAGACAGCUCUGUCUCGUACUCUCAGGAUGAGAGCUCCAGAGCGAAGGAGUUGCUGGCCAGCGUGGCCCAGCUGCAGCCCCUUGUCUUCGGGCUCGCUGAGGAGCUGCUGGCCGUCUCUCUGGAGCUGAACGCCGCCCGCCUGCAGCAGGUCCUGGACAGCCUGACUCAACAGACAGAACAGUUUGUUCACGCACUCAAAGACGAGCUGGUAAAGAGUGCCCUGUUGGCGAUCCACAACCAGUGCGCAGCCAGCUGCAACAGCAGCCACGUCCACAGCAACGGGCUGCUCUGUGAAAACACGCCAGUCAAUCAGGAGGGGCAGGCAUCGCAGGGGCAACAGGAUGCAACAGGACGGGACGCAGAGUACGACGAGGAGGAAUGGGACAGAGCGUGGGCGAACGUCGCCAUGAGCCUCAACUGCAUCAUUGCGAUGGGUGACCGGCUGCAGGGGCGGGAGGACCGCCCUCAGGAGAUGACAUCAUCAUCAGAGCAGCAGGAAACCACAGCAGACACAAACUCUCAGAGCACCGCUUCCUCCUCCUCCUCCUCCUCUUCCUCCUGGCAGGAGCAGCUGCUCCCCCUCGUGGUCACUCUCAGGGAUUGUGUGCGUGAGGCAGUGGGGAAGGCCCGAGCCGCCAUGACCUUUGUGGUCCUGCAGGGGGCAGCGGCCACGACCAUCGCCCAGGGACCUCUUCACAUCGUCCAGAGACGCCACGCCGUCUUCAGCCAGGCACUGUCAGCAGCAGUGUGCGGUUUCAUGUUGAAGCUGUAUGGAGGUCUGGAGGAUCCUGACUUCCUGCAGCAGCUUCACUCUGUCGGACUGCUGGUUCAGUUCGAGGCCCUGCUCAGCACCUAUGGUGACGAGGUGGGGAUGCUGGAGGACAUGGAGGUGGGUGUGGCUGACCUGAGCGGAGUGACAUUCACCGUCACCGAGGCUAAAACAGAAGAACUGGGCGACCUGCUUCCGACACUCAGUGGAGCAUGGGGCAGUUUGGUCGUCGAGGUCCCGUUGCUGCCAGAAACCUUCAGGUUGUUGCCACAGGAAGUGAAAGACGGAAGUUGGAUUCAAAUUCAUCCUGUUCUGUUUAACAUUGGAAUCAACCAGCAGCAGAGCCUGGCUGAGAGGUUUGGUGACAGCUCCCUGCAGGAGAGAGUGAACCAGCAGAGCUGUGAGCGUCUCAAAGCGUACUGUCACACACUGACAGACAAAGUGCCUCACAUGGCUGGUAUCCAGUCACUGUCGGACCUGCUGUCCUCUCUGGAUCGCAGCGUGGAAACCAAGAAGAGGAAGAACGUCGAGGUUCUGUGGACCGCUGCUACGGUGUGUCGUAGGGUGAACGGUGUGCGUCUGACGAGCUGUAAGAGUGCGAAGGACCGCACGUCGAUGUCGGUGACGCUGGAGCAGUGUGUGUUACUGAGAGAGCGACACGCACUCAGCCAGCAGCACUUCAGCACGGCGCUGGACUGCAUGAGGAGGGAUGGCUGCAGGAUGGAGAACGUGCAGAAGAACGUGGGCAGCAGGAAGUUCGCCUUCAGCAGCGUUCAGCUCCUCACUUUCCCCAAACUGUACAGACCUCCGGACGGCAGCUUCGGAUAGACACACUGACACUUAGUUUUGUUCUAUACACACUUAGUUUUUUAUAUGAAAAGAUUGUUUCAUCAUGUAAAGUGUAUGUUGUGUUAUACACACGUGUAAAUGUUAUGUCUGUGUUUGUGCUGUUCACUGUGACUGCAAGUGUUUGAUUUACAAACACGUCUCUGCAAUAAAUGAAUACUUGAUUUGUUUCUGUCUAAAAUCAGAUUUAUCAAACCAAAUGGAUCAGGAAGGUCACCGCUGCGGGCCUCGACUAAACCUCCAAACCACACACACACGCACCAAAUCAGGAUAUUCAGGUCUGUUGCAUGUCAGUCAGUGUGUGAUGAGGUCUGAUUAAACACACAUUUGAAGAAGAAUAUGGACCAUGUAAGACUUCUACACACGGUCUCUCUACAAUAAAAUCACAGGAGACACAUCAGAUGUCUGAACAGUUCAGUUUAAUGUGUCAUGAAUUACAUAAGAAUAAAGCAGUUGUUGCGACAGAUAACUUUGCACGGACGAAGGAGGUGAAAGGAAACGAGUAAAGUUCUCAGGCAACAAAAGCUUUUCUUUGUCUGAUCCGAAGACACUCGCUGUAUCGUAGGAGUCUAACAAUAACACAAAUAUAAUCAACUAAUAAAUUCAGAUGUAUUACCAACCCAGUAGUGAUGAAAAUGAGCUCCAUAUUAACCAGCUGCAACAUUAAACUGAUGAUUAUGAUCCAAGAAAAUAUAAAUUAUUACUAAAGUACAAUUUGAAGGUGUUUGUACCUGAGUGUUUCCAUUUUAAGCCACGUAGGGCUGCAGCUAAUGAUUAUUUUUAUCGUCAGUGAAUCUACUGAUUAUCUAAUCAAUUAAUCGAUGAGUUGUUUGGUCUAAAAAAUGGUUGAAAAUGUCGGUCAGUGUUUCCAAAAGUCCAAGAUAACAUCCUCAAACGUCUGGUUGUGUCCACGACCCAAAGAUUUUCAGUUUACUUUCACAGAGGAGGAAAGAAAACAUAAAAAAUACUCACAUUUAAGAAACUGGAAUCAGAUCAUUUGGACUUUCUGUAAUAGUCAAUUCUGUAAUAAUUCCUGCAUAAGGAGUACUUUUACAUUUGAUACCUAAAGUACAUUUUGCUGAUAAUACUUGCAGACUUUUACUUGGAAUUGAGUAUUUUUACACUGUGGCAUUUCUACGUUUACUUAAGGGACUGUUCUCUACUUAUUGGAGGAGAGGGGUGUGACCUUUUUGUUUGUUUUUUCCUGAAGCUACAGAUAUUGUUCCUUGAGCCUCCCCGAGUGACUGGUUGAGAGUGGAUGACCCUCCGUCCACUAUAAAUUGUUUGAUUUUUAAAAAUUUCCCUUCAGUGUUUGGGAGUUUAAUGUUGAAGAUGAAAUCCUGAAGAUAGGCCAAAUUUUGAAUAAGGUGUAGAAUAAAAUGAGUUAGUUAAAUAUUUUUAAUCUAUGUUGUGUUUUUUUUUUUUUUUUUUUGGUAUGAUGGAAGUGUUCUUCGCACACGAUGCGUCCAAGCACCAUCGGAAAUUUGGAAAAAUCUGACAAUUACUAACUUAUAAAUGGUCUGAUUUUGGGGAUUUAUUUAUUUAUUAUUUUUCUUUUUGGCGAUUCUUCUUUUAUAUUCAGCAGUUUGAGGUACAUUUCAUGCAUGAAUUGUGCUUUAUAAAUGAAGAUAUUAUUUUGGGCGGCAUUUGAAGGCAUGUUUUCUUUAAAAAUCGACUGUAAGAUAAAAACAAAAUACAACCAUUUAAAAUUGUAUGCCUCUCCUCUGUCAAAAUAAAAAAUAUAAGUUGCUCCGCAGUGCUUACAUUAUAGUUUCACCAGCCUUCCCCCACAUAAAUAAUGAACAGUCCCUAAAAAACAUAACAACAUACUAAAUAAAACACAGCAAAAUAAAAUAGAU